Messenger RNA from Lachancea nothofagi CBS 11611, 762 nucleotides. NCBI's taxonomy places the organism in Eukaryota, Fungi, Ascomycota, Saccharomycetes, Saccharomycetales, Saccharomycetaceae. The record is from the annotation of a GenBank genome assembly.
AUGUCCAAGACUUAUUUUAUUUCAGGUGGUAACAGAGGCAUUGGCUUCUCGCUUGUGAGAGAGAUUAGUGGCCACUCGUCGAACACCGUGGUUGCUACCGCCCGAGACAUCAACACGGCAACAGAGCUCAAGAAGUGGUCUGAGGCUCACUCCAAUGUCAAGAUUGUACAAUUGGACGUUUCGUCUGCCGAAAGCGUGAAAAAAGCUGCGGCCGAAACCGAGCGUAUUCUUCCAGAAGGACUUGACGUUUUGAUUUCGAACGCCGGCAUUGCUAACCCUAACAACAGUACCUUGGAAUCUUCAGACGAGUUGUUCCUCGAGCAUUUCAACGUGAAUACUCUGGGUCCAAUCCGGCUAAUUAGAGCUCUAAAACCCUUGCUGGACAAGAAGAGCUCCAAGGAAAUUGCUGUGGUGUCUUCUAUUGCUGGUUCCGUGACUAUAACUAUGCCCCUUUCCGUCUCUGCCUACGGUGUGUCUAAGGCUGCAAUCAAUUAUCUGAUCAGACAACUGGACCGCGAAAUGUCUCCAGAAGGCUACAGCGUCGUCUUGAUUCAUCCUGGUAUGGUUAGCAGCGACAUGGGAAAUAAAGCUUUAGAGAAAAUGGAUGCAGAAUUUUUGAAGCAGGUGCUGGAAACGAUGAACAUCACGGUCAUCACGCCGGAUGAGUCUGCCUCUGGUAUUAACAAGAACAUUUUGCAUGAUUUGAAAACUAAACACUCUGGCAAGUUUUUGAGUUACGAUGGUUCCGAAGCUCCCUGGUGA